UCUUGAUCCUCUCCGUAUUGUUGAUUCCAGUGUUUUCAUCAUCGUCAUCAUCACCACAACAGGCAAGAUGGCUUCUCACAGAUUCGACCCCAACUUCACCCAGAAUGUCAUUGACGGCAUGGGCCCCAACACCACUCCCCGCAACCGUCAGGUUCUUGGUGCUCUGAUCCGUCACAUCCACGACUUCGCUCGCGAGGUUGAGCUCACCAUGGACGAGUGGAUGGCUGGUGUCAAGUACAUUAAUGAGGUCGGCCGCGUCUACAGCGAGUCUGGCCAGACCCGUAACGAGGCCCACCGUCUCUCCGACAUCUUGGGUCUUGAGACCCUUGUUGAUGAGAUCGCCCACAAGAUUGUCGUCGAGGAGGGUCUUGAGCCCACCUCGUCCUCCAUCCUCGGGCCCUUCUGGUCCCCCAAUGCCCCCUUCCGCGAGAACGGUGGCUCCAUCAUCCAGGACGGUGUCCCUCCCAAGGGCCGCGUGACCAAGAUGCACGGUGUCAUCCGCGACAUCACCACGGGCCAGCCCAUUCCCAACGCCGUGUUCGACAUCUGGCAAGCCUCCGCCAACGGCAAGUACGACUUCCAGGACCCUCAGAACCAGACGCCCAACAACCUGCGCGGCAAGUUCAAGGCCAACGAGAAGGGCGAGUACUGGUUCUACUGCCUCCACCCGACUGCUUACAGUCUGCCCACCGACGGCCCCUCGUAUGCCCUCCUCCAGCUCAUGGACCGCCACCCCAUGCGCCCCGCUCACAUCCACAUCAUGGUUACUCAUCCCGAGUACCAGGGCUGCACCACUCAGCUCUACCCCAGCGACGACCCCUGGAUCACCAACGACACCGUCUUCGCUGUCAAGGAUGAUCUCGUUGUGACCUUCAAGCCUCUUGAGGGUGACGAGAAGGCCGUUCUUGAGCUCGAGUACAACGUCAACCUUGCUCCCAAGGGCUUCAAGGGCAAGGUCUAA
Neurospora tetrasperma FGSC 2508 is the source of this 961-nucleotide messenger RNA. RefSeq lists its product as uncharacterized. The coding region runs from base 68 to 961 and encodes 297 amino acids. The record is from RefSeq and is a predicted model, not a curated record. Gene Ontology annotation, biological process: catechol-containing compound metabolic process. NCBI's taxonomy places the organism in Eukaryota, Fungi, Ascomycota, Sordariomycetes, Sordariales, Sordariaceae. The transcript has 2 exons. Gene Ontology annotation, molecular function: catechol 1,2-dioxygenase activity; ferric iron binding.